UGACAUCAGCCCAUAAUUUAUCUGUCUCUCGUUGCGACUAGCUAACGUCAUAGGCUGGUUCGUCUAGCAAGAUUUAGCUAACGAUAGCUGAGAAGACGUUGCUAACCAUUAGCGACUUCUGAAGUUCCAAUCUCAGCCAGAUCGACGCCAUGGCAGCCGCAGGCCUUCACCUCAAAGCGUCGCUCGCCUCAGCCAAGUUAUCGCACCCGUCUCGCGCGUCCGGAGCAGCGAUGCCAGCGGCAAGUCCCGCCGUCGUUCCCUGCCGCGCGACCCAGCUACUAUCGCACAGACGAGCAGCGAUCUUCGUCUCUUCGUCGCAACGAAAAUCCACCCUUCCUGCUUUCCGACCCCGCUCCCAGCUUUCGAUCUCCGCUUCCGCUUCCGCGCAAGCUGCCGCGCAGUCCUCCGCGCCUCCUUCCCCCACUGCUCUUUUCGUCGCAGCAGUCGCAGCCGCUUCGGUGACAGCAGCGGCCGUCGCACACGCCGUUCUCGAGCCGCUGCGACGCCUCUUCGCGCCCCUCUCCGCCACCGAGCAGCUCCAAUUGGACAACCUCACGGGCCGCGCGCCGGGAUCUCUAACCGCGUCUCUAAUCUCCUCCGGAAAACGGCUAGCGGCGUGCUCCGCGCCGCUGUUAUUCGCGGCGAUCAGCCAAUCAAACGCGAGCACGAGCACGCCGCUGACGGUGAUCGCGAGCGGCAUGGCGAAGUGGCUGGAGCUGUACAGCGGACUGCUGCUGGUGCGCGUGCUGCUGUCGUGGUUCCCCAACAUUGACUGGGAGAGGCAGCCCAUGCAGGCCAUACGUGAUAUGAGCGACCCCUAUUUGAACCUCUUCCGCAACAUUCUGCCUCCUUUCUUUGGAGCGCUGGAUCUCAGUCCCAUGCUCGCUUUCCUUGUGCUCGGCAUGCUCACAUCUCUGCUUAAUACAGCAGUUUUCUCUUAGAAAAUGCAAUUCCACGUGUUUCGGGCUUGCGGUGGGCGCAGAAGUGUGCAGUGUACUGAGUAUGGUAUAGGCUGAUUUGAUUCCAUGCAAACAUGAACCUGGUAUCUGAAUAAACGAGCUGGUGCUGUAUUCAACGCCCUGUAUCAUGCCGAAGUCAUC
This is a messenger RNA of Closterium sp. NIES-67, 1100 nucleotides long. The record is from the annotation of a GenBank genome assembly. Lineage: Eukaryota; Viridiplantae; Streptophyta; Zygnematophyceae; Desmidiales; Closteriaceae.